Molecule: messenger RNA, 2406 nt
Organism: Ictalurus punctatus (channel catfish)
Lineage: Eukaryota; Metazoa; Chordata; Actinopteri; Siluriformes; Ictaluridae
Product: alanine aminotransferase 2-like
Exons: 12
Coding region: 590-2059 (489 amino acids)
Biological process (GO): biosynthetic process
Molecular function (GO): pyridoxal phosphate binding; L-alanine:2-oxoglutarate transaminase activity
Source: RefSeq, a predicted model, not a curated record
ACUUGUCAGCCGAUCAGCCCUCGCCUCCGUGUCUGUACUCUACACUGGCAGCUCGAUAUCUGCACUUAAGGUGAGCCUUCAGAUAGCCCCUCCCUCCUCCCUUUCAGCCAAUCGAAUGCUAGCAUGCCUAAAUCCUGGAGCUUCUGGGAGAGUAUGCUAUGGAAUUGACAUGACUUCACUCCAAAGAUAAUGCGAACGAGUUCACGCAAAUAUUGGUAGGGACAAUUCUGCCCUCCCAAAAUAUUGGUAGGGACAUGUCCCUACUAUCCAUAUGCAAACCUACGCCCUUGAGUCUCCCUUCCAUACAGACAGCAAUACACAAUGACUUCAUAAAAUUCUAAUUCUAAAUUCUUGAUGAUUCCUACCAGUCAGUGGCAAGGCUGCAUCGGUCUUUCGCUCUGCAUAAUAAAGGUCAAACCGCCUGUAUCAACAUGGACUUCAGGGACUUUUCCACAAGCGUCCUCCGGUUUACUUCUUGUCCAGAAAAGCUGAGGACACUUGUGCAGCCCAGCCAGGAGACGCCAAAUUGUCGUGGAAAUUAGACAACACUCGCAGACUCUUCCUCUGAAGAGGGACUCCGGCUGGAGAAAUGAUGACGGACCAUGUUGCGGUUCGCGGCGUGAAGGUGUUGACGGUAGACACCAUGAACCCGAAUGUGAAGAAGGUGGAGUACGCGGUGCGAGGGCCCAUAGUGCAGAGAGCUGCGCAGAUCGAAACGGAGCUUCAGCAGGGAGUAAAGAAGCCCUUCACUGAAGUGAUUAGGGCGAAUAUCGGAGACUGCCACGCCAUGGGGCAGAAACCCAUCACCUUUUUCAGGCAGGUGCUGGCCGUCUGCUCGUAUCCCGAUCUUCUAGGUGACGACAGGUUUCCAGAAGACGUGAAAAGUCGAGCACGACGGAUCCUUCAGGCCUGCUGCGGAGGGAGUCUGGGAUCUUACAGCAGCAGUCAGGGGAUCGAGCUCGUUCGACAGGACGUGGCGCGAUACAUCGAGAAGAGAGACGGAGGGAUCAAAUGCAAUCCAGACAACAUCUACCUCACCGCUGGAGCCAGUGAUGGCAUUGUGACGAUGCUGAAGCUGCUGAUCUCAGGUGAAGGAUCUUCUCGGACCGGAGUGAUGAUCUCUAUCCCUCAGUACCCGCUGUACUCCGCCGCUCUCGCCGAGCUCGCCGCCGUGCAGAUAAAUUAUUAUCUGGACGAGGAAACGUGCUGGAGUUUGGACGUCCGAGAGCUGCGGCGUGCGCUGGAGGAGGCGAGGAAACACUGCACACCUCGUGCCCUGUGUAUCAUCAACCCCGGAAACCCGACCGGUCAGGUGCAGAGCCGCCAGUGCAUCGAGGACGUGAUCCGAUUCGCCGCUGAAGAAAGUCUCUUUCUGAUGGCAGAUGAGGUCUACCAGGACAACGUGUACGCAGAUGGCUGUGCGUUUCACUCGUUCAAGAAGGUGCUGUUUGAGAUGGGUCCGGAGUACUCGGGCCGAGUGGAGCUGGCCUCGUUUCAUUCCACCUCAAAGUGCUAUAUGGGAGAGUGUGGGUUUCGGGGUGGCUACAUGGAGGUGGUGAAUUUGGACCCUGCGGUCAAAGUUCAGCUGAUGAAGCUGGUCUCGGUGCGCUUGUGUCCUCCUGUAACUGGACAGGCUUUACUGGACCUGGUGGUGAAUCCUCCUGAACCGCACGAACCCUCAUACGACACCUUCAUUAAGGAGCGCUCACACACUCUCUCCGAAUUAGCAAAGAAAGCUAGCAUGACACAGCAGAUUCUCAAUCAGGUGCCGGGGAUGACAUGUAACCCGGUCCAGGGAGCCAUGUACACCUUCCCUCGCAUCCACAUCCCGCCUAAAGCCGUGUCUGCAGCUCAGGAGAACGGUCAGGCUCCGGACAUGUUCUACUGCAUGAAGAUGCUCGAGGAGAUGGGCAUCUGCCUCGUACCAGGAAGUGGAUUCGGUCAGAAAGACGGAACGUACCAUUUCAGGAUGACGAUCCUUCCUCCGACUGAGAAACUGAAAAUAGUUUUGGAGAAGAUAAAGGAGUUUCAUCUGAGUUUCACGCGGCAGUAUGAAUAAAACUCUCCUCCUUGCACUGAGAGGAUGCAGGACGGCGUUAACUUCAACACAGCGUCCGACCAAUCAGAGUGCCGACCCGUGCGGUAACCUACUUAGUAUUAACGAACACGGACGUGAUGGAACGUGUGUGUGUGUGUGUGUGUGUGUGUGUGUGUGUGUGUUGCUAGUGAUGAACUGCUCGUGCUUUUUUACUUUUAGUUUGACCUCAAGAUGGUUUUUAAACAGUAUGUUCGAUAGAGACCUUGAGGACGGGGCACCGGAUUUCACCCAAUUCUACGAUUUUUAAUGUUGAAUUGUUUUUUUUUUCAUUUCAAGAAAAAUAAUAAAUAAACAAUUUCUGUUGUUGA